CGGUGGAGUUGCGUGCGCGCACCCAUAGUCAGGGUCGGGUUGACCGCGAGGAAGUGCCGUGGACGAUCGUCGGCGCCGUCUUGAGUGUUGCUCCGUGGGCAGAACCAAAUAAAGACUUAUCAAAUUCAAAUCAACCACGUCGAGCCCUUUCUUCCAUAACCUGCUCCGAGACGUGAACUGCGGGAGGCUGCAGUGAACAGCAUUUUGUGAAGGAGCGGAGAAUGGCGGCUGAGGUGAACGGCAACUCAGCUCCUGUGAAGGAGGACGAGGAGCCUAUGGACAUCACUGUCACGCACACGGAAAACUACCAGACGCUCCUGGCCGCCGGCCUCCCGCAGAAAGUCGCAGAGAGCCUGGACAACAUCUUUCAGACAGGCCUUGUGGCUUAUGCUGACCUGGACGAGAGGGCCAUUGAUGCUCUGAGAGAGUUCAAUGAAGAGGGGGCGCUGUCUGUUCUGCAGCAGUUCAAGGAGAGUGAUCUGUCCCAUGUGCAGAACAAAAGUGCGUUUCUCUGCGGGGUCAUGAAGACUUACAGGCAGAGGGAGAAGCAGGGCAGCAAAGUGCAGGAAUCCACCAAGGGGCCGGACGAGUCCAAGAUCAAGGCGCUCCUGGAGAGGACAGGCUAUACCCUGGAUGUCACGACUGGUCAGAGGAAGUAUGGAGGCCCCCCUCCUGAGGAGGUGUUUUCUGGGUCUCAGCCAGGAGUGGGGACAGAGGUGUUUGUGGGCAAGAUCCCCAGGGACCUGUAUGAGGAUGAGCUGGUACCGCUGUUUGAGAAGGCAGGCCCAAUCUGGGACCUGCGGCUGAUGAUGGACCCACUGUCGGGCCAGAAUCGAGGUUAUGCCUUCAUCACCUUCUGCAACAAGGAGGCGGCGCAGGAGGCCGUAAAGCUAUGUGAUAACUACGAGAUCCGGUCCGGCAAAUACCUUGGAGUCUGCAUUUCCGUAGCAAACAACCGGCUGUUUGUGGGCUCAAUUCCGAAGAACAAGACCAGGGAAAGCAUCUUGGAGGACUUCAGCAAAGUGACAGAGGGCCUGGUGGAGGUCAUCCUGUACCACCAGCCGGACGACAAGAAGAAGAACCGCGGCUUCUGCUUCCUGGAGUAUGAGGACCACAAAUCAGCCGCACAGGCCCGUCGCCGGCUGAUGAGCGGGAAGGUGAAGGUGUGGGGCAACCCAGUCACUGUGGAGUGGGCCGACCCGGUCGAGGAGCCUGACCCAGAGGUUAUGGCCAAGGUCAAGGUGCUGUUUGUGAGAAACCUUGCCACGCCUGUCACAGAGGAGCUCCUAGAGAAGACCUUCUCUCAGUUCGGGAAGCUGGAAAGGGUGAAGAAACUAAAGGACUACGCCUUUGUCCACUUUGAGGACAGGGACGCUGCCGUCAAGGCCAUGCAGGAGAUGAACGGCAAAGAGCUGGAGGGGGAGGAGAUCGAAAUCGUCCUGGCGAAGCCACCGGACAAAAAGAGGAAAGAACGGCAGGCGCAGAGGCAGACCACCAGAAACACGGGGUAUGAUGACUAUUACUACUACCCACCUCCCCGCAUGCCGCCGCCCGUCCGAGGCCGGGGCCGCGGAGGGAGGGGUGGCUAUGCCUACCCCCCCGACUACUAUGGAUACGAGGAGUACUAUGACGACUACUAUGGCUACGACUACCAUGAUUACAGGGGUGGCUAUGAGGAUCCAUACUAUGGCUACGACGACGGCUAUGCUGUGAGAGGGCGGGGCGGACGUGGCAGCCGGGGGGUCCCGCCUCCGCCCAGGGGCAGAGGAGCUCCGCCCCCUCGUGGCCGUGGCGGCUAUGCCCAGCGGGGGGCGCCCAUGGGUGCACCACGGGGCAGCCGAGGGGGACGGGGCGGCCCAUCCCAGCAGCAACGGGGGCGUGGCGCUCGCGGCGCCAGGGGAAACCGUGGGGGCAACGUGGGCGGGAAGAGGAAGGCCGACGGCUACAACCAGCCAGACUCCAAGCGGCGGCAGACCAACAACCAGCAGAACUGGGGGUCCCAGCCCAUCGCCCAGCAGCCCCUGCAGCAAGGUGGCGACUAUUCCGGUGAAGACGCGAGAGGGGCAGCGAUUGCGUGAGUGAGGAACACAUCUAUCUCUGCUGUGUUCUUCCCAAAAAGGGUGAGCUUGGUCUACCUCUUCAACUCUAACUGGAGUUCUCUCCUUCCCGGGGACGACCAGCGUGCCCCUCCCUCACAUGUUUUGCUCAGUAAAAAUGAAUCGAUUUGAUUUGAUAAGGAGUAGCAUAACAACUUCCUGGUUAGGCAGCUGAUCUAUGAAACAUUGAUGGCUUACGUCUGACAUUCAGGACAUCUUUGGUUGGUGAAUCUCUUUUUGGUUGGCUAUGGACAGCAUUCGUUGUAAACCCUCCUUUUACCCUGAGAAGGAUCUAUAUUUUGAAGGAGGUAUGUUUACCGAAGAGAGUAAAUGUUUGUUUACUGAACAAAACAUGGAGUACUGUUCAGAUGAGGCCUUCAGUUGUUAAGUCCCCACACUAGUGAUGUUCACUGCUCACACCAAAACGACCAAGGGAAGCACUGAAGCUGAAAAGAGAGGAAAACCCAGUGGCCCAGUGUUUGUAGGGGCUUCAUCCAUCGUCCUCAGAACAACAUGAGAAUGGGUGAUGGAGAAUGGAUGAGAUCCCACUAGAUAAGGUGUAUUCAGCCCUGGACCUGGCUGGCUGGGCUGCUUCAAAGUGUUCACUUCAGCCAAGCCCUUUAACCAGAUCUUUGCUCAAAUGGGUGGAUCCAGGCUUCUCCAUUAGGACCGAGGUUGGUUGGUUGUCUCUCUAAAGUUAAAACCGGCACGUGCCGCAGCUCUUCUAGGGCUGGAUUGACCACCUUGGAUGCAGCCUUUUGUGGCACUGCAAGCAUGCUAAUGUCCACUAGGGGGCACAGGCGCUACUGCAGCUUGUCUCUGCAGGACUGUCAUUCUUUCAAGCAUGUGCAGAACUACAAAUGGACCAAACGAUCUGAUCACCUGCUGUUCUGAUUGGCUGUUUUACUUUAAUCUCUGAUUUGGGAUAAAAUGUAACACUGUUUUUCACUGCAUUAAAUAUAAAAACAGUAAAAAGCUUGCUAUCCUACAAUUGUCUCUUCCGUUAUCUAAAUUAUAUAUACGUCUAUGUGCGUUAAUGAGCUAAGGAGUUUGGAAACUCACAUUUGACGCAGUGAAACCACAGAGUAGCGAUUAUUGUUAACCGGUGUGCUGUGACUCCUAGCUAAACAAUCCAGCCUCCAAGAUGCCACUAUGCUUAGGAUGUGCUGUUAUUUCUUGCAGGGUAAGUAUAUCCCCUUCUGCACUGUGGUGAUUUUGUCAUGAUUUGAAUGAAGUUUUCCCUGAGUGUUGACACUGACCAAAAUAGAAUUACAACCACCAACCCCCUUAGACUCUUGGAAAAUUACUCACACACUCGCCAAUUUCAUUCAAAUAUCAAAAUGAAAAUCAUUGACUAGCACGUCUCUUACACUGGGGAUAGAUUUUUGUAAAUGGCCAAAGGUUGGUUAUAUCCAGCUCUCAUUAGUAAAGAGUGCCAGCAUUUACACUGAGUGUUUCUCUAAGUGCUUCCCCGAGAGUGUAGCAGCACCCCGCCAUUCACUGGUCCCAGCAGAGGCGUCUGCCCUUCUGCACCUUUAUGCUGCACCCAGGUGUGAUCUUUCCACUGGGAAGCAGUGUUUCGUGAUGAUACUCUGCAGUGACUUACUGCCUGGCUGCUGGGCUUCUAUGCCGGGAAAAGCCGUAUUGAACCACCUGUGAAAGUAUGCUGGCCUUUCCUCUCUGUGAAGUGUAUGGAUGAGUUUCCCAAAUUUUGCUCCAGCCUUUACGAACCACCAAGAGCUGAAAAUAAACCCAGCGCCACAGCCCUCCAGGGACAUUACAGCCCUCUGAUCUGAAGUCUGGCUGCGUUUGGAAUCACUAGCCUGGCAAACUGCUAGUCUGUGACAGUUAUGGGAAGAUCCAUUUCCAAACGAAUGGGGAAUGAAAGCUGGUCAUGUGACUAUCUCCUCCCUUCUGGUAGGAUAUUCAGGUCAGUGGGUGUGAGGGUUUCCCCCCUACAUGUCAUGCUUAUCAGAAUGGAAACCACAACCAGCCUGUCUUCUGGCUCUUCAGUCUUAUAGAGAACAUUUGACAACACUGAAAGUAGCCCCCUGCCAUGUUUGGGACACACAGGACAGUCAGACAGAAGGAAUCUGAGUUGCGUCAGAUAACCUCAGGCAGCGAUGUGCAGCUUUUUUGUAAUCUGUUGCCUUGCCUUUUUUUUUUUUUUUUACCUGGCUUAUCUAUCAGGCUCGUGUGAGGAGGCCCCCGCCCCUGUCUUGUCACGAUCUGGACUUGGUAGGUGGGGCUUCGAGACGAGGCAAAGAUGAGGAUUUCUGGGUAAGGACAUCCCCUCCCUCACUGUUUAUCUUUUAUUUAUUCCUAUAUUGUUGUCAGGAUUGAAAAAGUUUGAGCUGCCGAUAAAGGGGCCAUUUCAUACAGAGGGUCUAACCCCCCCCCCCCCCCCCCCCCCCCCCCCCAUUUCGAGCGUGUAGGAGUAGGUUUUGUUUGUGCGAGACUUGAAAAUGUCCCAUGGGUAACAUGAGGCUGUAAUCGUAGCCUUCACACGGGGGGGCUCAAAGAACAUUCCAGAGCUGCUUCGGGAAGGGGGGCACCUGAGGGGCCGAGCCCAAGCCCAGGCAGCGUAUGGCAGGCAGAGCGACCCCAACAUACGUGGAUGUCAGCAAGCUGCCUUGAACGUGCGUUUGGGGCACUGAGCGCCAGAACCCUGCUGUGGAAGCCAGGACUGAGGGGAUGGAGAGAGCGAGGCCAGGUGAUGCCCUCGGUCCUCAUCGUAUGGAUAUUCCUUAUCUCUCAGGGUUCCCCUCUCUUUUUGGCAUUUUGCAUUCAAAACCACCCCCCCCCCUUCCUCUCAGCGGCCCCCGUGUCUGCUGUGGCUAAAAGGAUUACAGUGGUUGUGGGCCGCACAUCCCCCCCCCUCUCUGUGCUGGCGUCCUGCCUGCGGGCCAAACACAGCUCCCCGACCCUCAGGAUGCAUCAGGUGGACUCUCAGGAGCUGAGGUAGGUUAGAGGUGCCCUGUUCCCUUCCGCAUGCCCCACGUCUGCAAGAGGACCCCCUUCCACAGUUACCUGAUCCUGCGGAGGGCAUAUUAGCGCCGACCGUGUCUCUCAGCCGUCAGCAUCGUGCUGCCUGCCCUGGAUACUGUUGCCCCCACAGUGUUUGAAGGCUGCAUGGUCAUGUUUUCGUCUUUCAGACAUCUGUGUUUUACUGGAGGGAAUCUGCAAAAUCAAGGAUAUCCUACAACUCUCACACACACCAGCAGCAGUAUUUGAACAUGUCAUGUUACCUCCAGUGUAAUUUUAAUAGCCUGUUUGACACUGGUCUGUAAACCAGGAAGACGGCGGUCCACUCUGUGUGCGUUUAGUGUGACUCGCGUCCAGGAGAUGCUUUUAAUCAUGACCGUCUCCAUUAGCAGAAUGACUUAUCCAAGUGUUAUAAAUUAACAUGUGGGUCAGUUCUGCUAACAGCCGGAUCUGCUGCACCUCCCAUUUACUGUGCUGCACUACAAAUUAACACCGCAGAGUUCCACCAGGAAUUUAUAGGAAUUUCAACUUGGAACACAUGGAAAGAAAUAUAAAUACACCAGGCGAUGCACCAUUUUCACCCCAUCUGCUUUUAAAUUAUCACUGUUUGACUGUUUGUUUUUGUGUAUUGCCAGUUGUUAAGAAUGCAUGUACACAAUAAUAAAGUGUUUAACAACCAAACUUUA
This is a messenger RNA of Paramormyrops kingsleyae, 5767 nucleotides long. Its product is annotated as heterogeneous nuclear ribonucleoprotein R. Gene Ontology annotation, molecular function: RNA binding. Lineage: Eukaryota; Metazoa; Chordata; Actinopteri; Osteoglossiformes; Mormyridae. The record is from RefSeq and is a predicted model, not a curated record.